Messenger RNA from Drosophila subpulchrella, 772 nucleotides. RefSeq lists its product as uncharacterized. The transcript is spliced from 2 exons. Lineage: Eukaryota; Metazoa; Arthropoda; Insecta; Diptera; Drosophilidae. The record is from RefSeq and is a predicted model, not a curated record. Bases 151 to 651 code for a protein of 166 amino acids.
UUGACUUUGUUGUGAAAUUGGAAAUCGUAAACAAACCAAAAUUAUUACAAUCCAGUUGAAAUAAUAUUUUGGGGGUAUUUAAGAACUGUGCGUGAGAAGUUGAGUCACAUUAAGCCGGACCAAGUUAAAGCUACCUCAUUGCACAAGAAGAUGACAGCCAACGUAGUUAAAAACAAAUACUCAGAUACUGAUUACGACCUGGAAGAGGAAGUCGCCAGCCACCUGAGGCGUAUUUUCUACAUAAAACCAAAAGGUGACUCCCCGAAAUGUAACCCCUACAUAGUGGAGUUCUUUGGGGUCCUCAGUCUGAACGAUUUGCGUGCGCCUGAGCGUAAACUCUGGGUGAUAUAUUUCUGCAAACAGCCGGAACUGGACAAAACGGUCUACGAAAUCCACCAGAAGUACGGCAAGAAGAAUAUGUUCGACCUGUAUCGCACGCCAGUCUUCAGUGGAGCUGCUCUGCGGGCGAGUGUAAAGAAGCAUUUUUCAGAGCUCAAGUGGUUCACGAAUGGAAAUCUUCUGGAAGCCCCGCCUAAAAGUCACUUUAACGACGAGCGUGUGGUCAAAACCAUAACGGAUCUGCAUCACCUGGAAAAGCAGAGGCUUUAUAACUAUGUCAUGGUGAAGCAUUUGUGGUUUUACCGGUAUUAAUAGCUUGAAGUUAUUGACUAAACCCUGUGAUUUAGAAUUAGUUAGCUUUGAUUUGUGACCGAAACUCUUUAUCAGAAAGGCCUUACAGUUAAUAAAGUACAAAAUAUUAUGGUAAGCGUAA